Messenger RNA from Anopheles funestus (African malaria mosquito), 2896 nucleotides. RefSeq lists its product as uncharacterized. Bases 246 to 2648 code for a protein of 800 amino acids. Lineage: Eukaryota; Metazoa; Arthropoda; Insecta; Diptera; Culicidae. The record is from RefSeq and is a predicted model, not a curated record. The transcript has 9 exons.
AAUAAAAAAAAACAAUGGCCUUUUCUUCUACAUUGAAAAACACGCUGUACCAAGAUUCUAUUGGAAAGGUUGCUGCGAUCAUUUCGUUUCCAUGACAACGUUAUAAGUCGGUUCUGAGGGAUGCUCUAGUGGAGAAUCAAUUCGGGCGUCAGUUGGAAGUCUGAAGCCGAUCAAUUUAGGUGUUUGUGCAGUGCCGGUUGAAGGUUACAUAAAAAAGAGAAGAUCUUGGGUAAAAUCAAGUGAAAAUGAGACCGAAAAUAACACCAUACCAUGUAGAAAAGCAGUUUGAAAAACUGGUAUCCAUUACGGAUGUAUCGGUGCAGAUAGAAGAAAUAAGGAAAAUAUUAUCACAUUUCAUCAACCUUCUAAAAGAGGGCUCUCUGUACGAAGAAUGCUAUUAUUCAGCUUUGACCAUUUGCGAGAAUAUAAUCUCGCAAUGCGAUGUUACUGAAAGGGAUAGCAGUGUGCUGUGCAAAAUAUUGAAUACAAUAUUGGAAAUUGUCAAUCGCGAUUAUGUGAGUAAAAAGGUAGUAACUGAGUCGCUUGCCGCAGUUCACAAUAUCAUGCGCAGUCUGUACCAUGUCGAGGCGAAACACCUGCAUGAAAUGUUGAGGGCGAAACUCCCAUAUUUAAGUAAAUAUUUCAAUGAAAUGAAUAAUUUCACCAUUAUGUCAUCAAUUGUGGGUAUUAUUUAUGAAUAUGUUUACAAAUACGACCAAGACGAACGUAAAAUUAUUUUAACGGAUGUAAUGAAAGAUUUUCACGCAUCCAAGGCACAGUUUGCUGAUAUAUUAUCUUGGCCACCAAAAUUGUUCAAAUUGUUUUGCCGAAAGUUUCUGAACAACAUUCCGGGACGAAAAUAUUUCUCCCUGGCCGCCCGUUCUGCAGAAUUAGGCGGUAAAAAAAUUCUACCGAUUCAGGGUGAUGAUUUUAUUUCCUUUGACUGGAAUACGGAUCCUAAGGAACUUUCGUUUAAUAAGUUUAGAUUUUCUACAGAAACAAACACAUCCUCCGAAGUAAGUGUCGAAUACAAGGACAUUACCGCUAUGAAUUCCGUUGAAGAACACGGUGAGCCGCAUUUCAUAGUUGAAUAUGAAAAAAUGAUGGCAGCCGGCGUUUUUGCUGCUUCUUACGCAUUAAAAAUUUAUGCUUUGGACAACAAGGACUUCAACGAGUUAGAAAGAUUAAUCCUUCCGUUGGUAAAACCGGUUGAAAUAAUACCUCCUACACAAGCCUCUGAACGGUUGUCCGAAGAAAUUGUCCUUGGGCGCGAAAAGUUUUACAACACUAUGGAUUUUUCCAACCACACGUUGGUCAACGAUAAUGGUGCGAUGCGAUGCGCAUCGAUUCAAAAAGAUACUACACCGGAACCGGUGUUGCAAUCUACAACGGUUAAUGACAUUAAAAGCAAGGAAAGCAGCGAUGAAGAUGAGUACCCGAAAUUCAAACCCUUUGAUAUGCAAUGGAAAUUAAAUUUAAUCGAAAGCUCAACAAAAAACAAGUGCCUAAAAAAAGACCCGUACGAUAUAGCGUACAUGCGAGCGGAGGACAAAGAACAACAGAAAGGGGUACCCAAAUAUACAGGAUUUACUAAACGUGCAAGUAACGCGAAAAGUUUCGCAAAUGGAAAGAGUCCGGAAAGAAUGCAAUCCUCAACUCCUACACAAAGUGUAGGAGCAAAAAGUGGAGCGAUGCAAAAAAAACAACAGCAAUGGAUGCCCAAAUAUUCAGUAACUAUGAAACGUGGAAGUAACAUGAAAAGUGCCCCAAAUGUAGAACUUCCAAGAAGAAUGGAAUCCUCAACUCCUACAAAAAGUGGCCGCUCAAAGGUAUUGGACAAUCUGGAUAUGGAUAAGGUAGAUUUGUCUUCGAUUGGUAAUAUCAGCAAUGAUGAUAUCGAUGGUUAUAUCAGCAAUGAUAGUGAGAAAAGUGAUGCCACGUACGUACCAUACGCAAUGUUAUCUAAGACGGAAACCCGUGGCCGUGGAAAUCAAAAAGGAAGGAAGCGCCAAAGUAAAGUACCAGCUCGUGUUCCACCUAAACGAUCGCGCGUGAAUAUUAAGGCGGCUAACAAAAAUAGUCGUGGAACCGGUAGAGAAACAAGUGCGAUGUGCGGAAACGAGCUUAAGCGGAAUGGUUUGAACUGUGAACCAUCCACAGAAUCGACCAUGCAGGUCGACAAUGUAGCUAUGAAUGAUAGCUCAUGUCAGACACUGGAUUCAACACCAUCCAAGAUACCGAACCGUGGUCAAAAUGUUCAACCAAAAUCCAAGUUUCUAUGCAAAAGAUUAAAUGCGAAACAGACAACUACACAAACAACAACACACGUGACAACCACCCAAACAACUGAGGUUGGUAUUGGCUCCCGUACAGAAACAGGUAAUAGGCCAACAGCAGAAACGGCUGUGCAGGAGGAUGUACAUAUGGCACUACCGACCGAAACCAUGGCCGCUCAUGCCACACAAAAGAUUUAUAAGACGCUUUUGAAAGUUGAAGAACAUAAAGAGUACAGAAUUGAAUGUGAAGUAAAAGAGAAAGAAUGUGAAGCAUAUAUUCUAUCGCAAGGAGAUCGUGCGCAUAUAUUAUCGCAUGUGAAUAAAAUUGUAGAACUUUUAAAUCAACCCAGAAACAUCGUAAAGCGUAAUUGAUUAAAUCGAAUCAAAAAGGAUGAAAACUGGUGGUAAUGAGAAGACUUCGUUUAAAACCAGAGACACGUAUAUGCUCAGCCAUAUGAUCGGCAUUUUGCUGAGUUUAAAUUAACAUUAGUGCUAGGAAACUAAUUAGGUAACAUAAUUUAUUGUAAUAGUAUGUUACUAGAGCUUAGUUAUUUCUUCUGCACGUUUUCCGAACUGCUGUAACAUACACAAAGCUGUAUUAAUUCUCUCAAAACUUUAAU